Rotaria sp. Silwood1 is the source of this 966-nucleotide messenger RNA. The record is from the annotation of a GenBank genome assembly. NCBI's taxonomy places the organism in Eukaryota, Metazoa, Rotifera, Eurotatoria, Philodinida, Philodinidae.
AUGACUUCUCAAAUUACAGAAAUGAUUAAUAAAUCCGGUUUUUAUUCUUUAUCAUUCGAUGCAUCAAACAAAGGUCACAAGAAAAUGUUUCCAUUCGUUGUAAAUUACUUUACAGUUCGUGGUAACGAACGAUCAGUGAUUGAAGUAAUUGAACUAGUUAAUGAAACAGCUGAUCAUAUUGUUGCUUCACUUCGAGAAGUAUUGCAAAUGAAUAAUAUUGAUAUUCAGAAUAUGACAUCAAUUGGUGCUGAUAAUACAAACGUUAAUUAUGGACGAAUUCAUUCUGUUUUUUCUUUGUUGAAAUCUGAUAUUCCACAUCUAAAGAAAGGCAUACGUGAAAUCGAUCAAAUAAAAUUUCAUCAAAUUGAAGAGUGUGUCGUUUUUCUCAAGUUGGAAAUUGAUCAUGAUAAAUUAUUCGAUGAAUUGAAUAUUUUACAAUCCACAUUCAAAGAAGUCAAUUCAUAUCGUGAACCAUUGAGUGAUCAAAUUCGAAAAUAUAUCGGUGAUGAUGCUCAUAAUUUCAGUGGAGAUAUAAUCAAUGAUCAAAAUAAUGAAUCACAGAAUGAACAAGAUCUUUUUCAUAAACCAACAAUUGAAAUUCAUGAAAAAGAAAAUCAGAUUCGAUCUGAUCAAUUGUGGGCAUAUCUGCUCACAAAAUCAACAACUUUAUGCAGCGAAAUGACGAAAGUUCUUGCCAAUGUUUACUCGAUUCCUUGUUCAAAUGCAUUUGCUGAAGGUGUCUUCAGUCAUAUGAAGCACGCAUGGACACCAAGUCGAAACUCGAUGUCGACUGAAACAAUUGCUACUGAAUUAAAGAUAAGAUUAAAUAGCAAGAUAAAAUGUGAAGAUUUUUAUUCUUUUGCACAAUCUCAACCAGAAUUGAUUAAAUCUGCUAAAAGCAAGCAGAAAUACAGUUAUGUAAAAAAACGUGUAUUAGCUAAUGCAAACAGAGAAGAUUUACUUUAA